Tachysurus fulvidraco (yellow catfish) is the source of this 14309-nucleotide messenger RNA. RefSeq names its product mucin-3A. Bases 170 to 14281 code for a protein of 4703 amino acids. Lineage: Eukaryota; Metazoa; Chordata; Actinopteri; Siluriformes; Bagridae. The transcript has 5 exons. The record is from RefSeq and is a predicted model, not a curated record.
CACAGUUGCCCCAAUUACAGCCACAACAAUCGCAACUAACACAUUCACAGAGGUCACAUCCACAGCUCUUCAAUCCGCAGCACAAACAAACCCUGUAACCAACACCACAGACACUACAGACAUCAGAAAAGCCAUCACCGCCACAACUAUAGAUAGCUGUACUGCAACCAUGCUGAAAACAAACAAAGUCACCACAGUCACAACUGCUACAACAUCAGAUUCUACAAACACAGAAACUACAACAGCAACUGACACAUACACUGACACUGUACCAACGGCUGCCCCAACUACAGGCUCAAUCAUAAUUAGUAAUACAGCCAAAGCAAUCGCAGCUGAUAUGACAGCCUCAGCAAUCGCAGCUGAUACAAACACAGCUCUUCAAUCCACAACCAGAGAAAACCAUGUAGCCGAAGUCACAGACACUACAGACACUACAAAAACUAUCAAUGGCACAACAAUAGAUAGCACCACUGCAACCAUUGCCAAAACAAACAAACCAACCACGGUCACAACUGUUACGACAUUGGAUGCCACAACUGAUACACUCACAAACACUAUACCCACAGCUACCCCAACUACAGUCUCAACAACUGCAGCUAAAAUAAUGACAUAUGUUACAUCCACAGACAUUAUAAACACAGAUGCCACAACCAGAACGUUACAAUCCACACCCCAAGCAAACCCUGUAGCCAACACCACAGACACUGAAAUGAGAGACAAUACAAAAACCAUCACAGCCAGCACUAUAGACAGCACUAAUGCAGCCAGAGGGAAAACAACAGGAACCACAAGAGAUUCCACAAACAUAUCUGCAACAUUGACAGACAUUAUAUCCACAGCUGCUCCAACAACAUCAACAACAACAGCAAAAGUCACAAACACUGAUUUUCAAACCACAGCCGAAACGAACUCUAUGAACAGCACUACAGACACUGCAAUAAAAGAAUUCACAAAAAACAUAAUCGGCACAACCAUAGAUAGCAAUAUGCAAAUAAAGGCAAAAACAAAUAAAGCCACCACAUUCACAACUGAGGUUGCACACAUUACUACAUCAGGUACAACAAACACAGAAAACACAACAAUAAUUGAUACAUCCACAGACACUAUAUCCACAGCUGCCCCAACUGCAGCCUCAACAAUCGUAGCUGAUACAAUCACAGGUCUCCAGUCAACAAACCAAACAAACCCUAUAGCCAACACCACAAAUAGUGCAAUUACAGACACUAAACAAACCAUCAUUGCAACAAUAGAUAGCACUGCUGCAACCAUAGCAAAAACAAACAAAGCCACCACAGUCACAACUGCUACAUCAUCAGGUGCCACAAACACAGAAACCACAACAAUAAUUGAUACAUCCACAGACAUUAUAUCCACAGCUACCCCAACUACAACCACAAAAACCACAACUGAUACAGCAAUAGAAGUCACAGUAACUACUCUUCAAACCACAAACCAAAAAAACCCUACAGCCAACACCACAAAUACUGCAAUUACAGACACUAAACAAACCAUCAUUGCAACAAAAGAUAGGACUGCUGCAACCAUAGCAAAAACAAACAAAGUCACCACAUUCACAACUGCUACAACAUCAGGUGCCACAAACACAGAAACCACAACAAUAAUUGAUACAUCCACAGACACUAUAUCCACAGCUGCCCCAACUGCAGCCUCAACAAUCGUAGCUGAUACAAUCACAGGUCUUCAGUCCACAAUCCAAACAAACCCGGUAGCCAUCACCACAGACACUGAAAUUACAGACACCACAAAAACCUUUACCUCCACAACUAUAGAUAGAACUACUGCAACCAUAGGGAAAACAAACAAAGCAACCACAGUCACAAAUGGCGAAACCAGAGAUGCCACAACCAUAUCUGCAAAAAUCACAGACAUUAUAUCCACAGCUACCCCAAGCACAUACACAAAAACCACAACUGAUACAACAACAGAAGUCACAGUAACUACUCUUCAAACCAAAAACCAAACAAACCCUAUAGCCAACACCACAAGUACUGCAAUUACAGACACUAAACCAACCAUCAUUGCAACAAUAGAUAGCACUGCUGCAACCAUAGCAAAAACAAACAAAGCCACCACAGUCACAACUGCUACAACAUCAGGUGCCACAAAGACAGAAACCACAACAAUAAUUGAUACAUCCACAGACACUAUAUCCACAGCUGUCCCAACUGCAGCCUCAACAAUCGUAGCUGAUACAAUCACAGGUCUUCAGUCCACAAUCCAAACAAACCCAGUAGCCACCACCACAGACACUGAAAGUACAGACACCACAAAUACUGCAAUUACAGACACUAAACAAACCAUCACUGCAACAAUAGAUAGCUCUGCUGCAACCAUAGCAAAAACAAAUAAAGCCAACACAGUCACAACUGCUACAACAUCAGGUGCCACAAACACAGAAACCACAACAAUAAUUGACACAUCCACAGACACUAUAUACACAGCUGCCCCAACUGCAGCCUCAACAAUCGUUACUGAUACAAUCACAGGUCUUCAGUCCACAAUCCAAACAAACACUGUAGCCAUCACCACAGACACUGAAAUUACAGACACCACAAAAACCUUUAUAGCCACCACCAGAGAUGCCACAAUCAUAUCUGCAACAAUCACAGACAUUAUAUCCACAGCUACCACAACUACAUCCACAGAAACCACAACUGAUACACCAACAGACGUCACAUUAACUACUCUUCAAACCACAUACCAAACAAACCCUAUAGCCAACACCACAAAUACUGCAAUUGCAGACACUAAACAAACCAUCAUUGCAACAAUAGAUAGCACUGCUGCAACCAUAGCAAAAACAAACAAAGCCACCACAGUCACAACUGCUACAACAUCAGGUGCCACAAAGACAGAAACCACAACAAUAAUUGAUACAUCCACAGACACUAUAUCCACAGCUGCCCCAACUGCAGCCUCAACAAUCGUAGCUGAUACAAUCACAGGUCUCCAGUCAACAAACCAAACAAACCCUAUAGCGAACACCACAAAUACUGCAAUUACAGACACUAAACAAACCAUCAUUGCAACAAUAGAUAGCACUGCUGCAACCAUAGCAAAAACAAACAAAGCCAACACAGUCACAACUGCUACAUCAGGUGCCAGAAACACAGAAACCACAACAACAAUUGAUACAUCCACAGACACUAUAUCCACAGCUGCCCCAACUGCAGCCUCAACAAUCGUAGCUGAUACAAUCACAGGUCUUCAGUCCACAAUCCAAACAAACCCUGUAGCCAUCACCACAGACACUGAAAUUACAGACACCACAAAAACCUUUACUGCCACAACUAUAGAUAGAACUACUAGAACCAUAGGGAAAACAAAUAAAGCAGCCACAGUCACAAAUGGAGCAACCAGAGAUGCCACAACCAUAUCUGCAACAAUCACAGACACUAUAUCCACAGCUACCCCAACUACAACCACAAAAACCACAACUGAUACAGCAACAGAAGUCACAGUAACUACUCUUCAAACCACACACCAAACAAACCCUACAGCCAACACCACAAAUACUGCAAUUACAGACACUAAACAAACCAUCAUUGCAACAAAAGAUAGGACUGCUGCAACCAUAGCAAAAACAAACAACGCCACCACAUUCACAACUGCUACAAACACAGAAACCACAACAAUAAUUGAUACAUCCACAGACACUAUAUCCACAGCUGCCCCAACUGCAGCCUCAACAAUCGUAGCUGAUACAAUCACAGGUCUUCAGUCCACAAUCCAAACAAACCCGGUAGCCAUCACCACAGAAACUGAAAUUACAGACACCACAAAAACCUUUACCUCCACAACUAUAGAUAGAACUACUGCAACCAUAGGGAAAACAAACAAAGCAACCACAGUCACAAAUGGCGAAACCAGAGAUGCCACAACCAUAUCUGCAACAAUCACAGACAUUAUAUCCACAGCUACCCCAAGUACAUACACAAAAACCACAACUGAUACAACAACAGAAGUCACAGUAACUACUCUUCAAACCACAAACCAAACAAACCCUAUAGCCAACACCACAAGUACUGCAAUUACAGACACUAAACCAACCAUCAUUGCAACAAUAGAUAGCACUGCUGCAACCAUAGCAAAAACAAACAAAGCCACCACAGUCACAACUGCUACAACAUCAGGUGCCACAAAGACAGAAACCACAACAAUAAUUGAUACAUCCACAGACACUAUAUCCACAGCUGCCCCAACUGCAGCCUCAACAAUCGUAGCUGAUACAAUCACAGAUCUUCAGUCCACAAUCCAAACAAACCCGGUAGCCACCACCACAGACACUGAAAGUACAGACACUACAAAUACUGCAAUUACAGACACUAAACAAACCAUCACUGCAACAAUAGAUAGCUCUGCUGCAACCAUAGCAAAAACAAACAAAGCCAACACAGUCACAACUGCUACAACAUCAGGUGCCACAAACACAGAAACCACAACAAUAAUUGAUACAUCCACAGACACUAUAUACACAGCUGCCCCAACUGCAGCCUCAACAAUCGUUACUGAUACAAUCACAGGUCUUCAGUCCACAAUCCAAACAAACACUGUAGCCAUCACCGCAGACACUGAAAUUACAGACACCACAAAAACCUUUAUAGCCACCACCAGAGAUGCCACAAUCAUAACUGCAACAAUCACAGACAUUGUAUCCACAGCUACCACAACUACAUCCACAGAAACCACAACUGAUACAGCAACAGACGUCACAUUAACUACUCUUCAAACCACAUACCAAACAAACCCUAUAGCCAACACCACAAAUACUGCAAUUGCAGACACUAAACAAACCAUCAUUGCAACAAUAGAUAGCACUGCUGCAACCAUAGCAAAAACAAACAAAGCCACCACGGUCACAACUGCUACAACAUCAGGUGCCACAAACACAGAAACCACAACAAUAAUUGAUACAUCCACAGACACUAUAUCCACAGCUGCCCCAACUGCAGCCUCAACAAUCGUAGCUGAUACAAUCACAGGUCUUCAGUCCACAAUCCAAACAAACCCUGUAGCCAUCACCACAGACACUGAAAGUACAGACACCACAAAUACUGCAAUUACAGACACUAAACAAACCAUCACUGCAACAAUAGAUAGCACUGCUGCAACCAUAGCAAAAACAAACAAAGCCACCACAGACACAACUGCUACAACAUCAGGUGCCACAAAGACAGAAACCACAACAAUAAUUGAUACAUCCACAGACACUAUAUCCACAGCUGCCCCAACUGCAGCCUCAACAAUCGUAAAUGGUACAAUCACAGGUCUUCAGUCCACAAUCCAAACAAACCCGGUAGCCAUCACCACAGACACUGAAAUUACAGACACCACAAAAACCUUUACCUCCACAACUAUAGAUAGAACUACUGCAACCAUAGGGAAAACAAACAAAGCAACCACAGUCACAAAUGGCGAAACCAGAGAUGCCACAACCAUAUCUGCAACAAUCACAGACAUUAUAUCCACAGCUACCCCAAGUACAUACACAAAAACCACAACUGAUAUAGCAACAGAAGUCACAGUAACUACUCUUCAAUCCACAAACCAAACAAACCCUAUAGCCAACACCACAAGUCCUGCAAUUACAGACACUAAACCAACCAUCAUUGCAACAAUAGAUAGCACUGCUGCAACCAUAGCAAAAACAAACAAAGCCACCACAAUCACAACUGCUACAACAUCAGGUGCCACAAACACAGAAACCACAACAAUAAUUGAUACAUCCACAGACACUAUAUCCACAGCUGCCCCAACUGCAGCCUCAACAAUCGUAGCUGAUACAAUCACAGGUCUUCUGUCCACAAUCCAAACAAACCCGGUAGCCAUCACCACAGACACUGAAAUUACAGACACCACAAAAACCUUUACCUCCACAACUAUAGAUAGAACUACUGCAACCAUAGGGAAAACAAACAAAGCAACCACAGUCACAAAUGGCGAAACCAGAGAUGCCACAACCAUAUCUGCAACAAUCACAGACAUUAUAUCCACAGCUACCCCAAGUACAUCCACAGAAACCACAACUGAUACAGCAACAGACGUCACAUUAACUACUCUUCAAACCACAUACCAAACAAACCCUAUAGCCAACACCACAAAUACUGCAAUUGCAGACACUAAACAAACCAUCAUUGCAACAAUAGAUAGCACUGCUGCAACCAUAGCAAAAACAAACAAAGCCACCACAGUCACAACUGCUACAACAUCAGGUGCCACAAACACAGAAACCACAACAAUAAUUGAUACAUCCACAGACACUAUAUCCACAGCUGCCCCAACUGCAGCCUCAACAAUCGUAGCUGAUACAAUCACAGGUCUUCAGUCCACAAUCCAAACAAACCCUGUAGCCAUCACCACAGACACUGAAAGUACAGACACCACAAAUACUGCAAUUACAGACACUAAACAAACCAUCACUGCAACAAUAGAUAGCACUGCUGCAACCAUAGCAAAAACAAACAAAGCCAACACAGUCACAACUGCUACAACAUCAGGUGCCACAAAGACAGAAACCACAACAAUAAUUGAUACAUCCACAGACACUAUAUCCACAGCUGCCCCAACUGCAGCCUCAACAAUCGUAAAUGGUACAAUCACAGGUCUUCAGUCCACAAUCCAAACAAACCCGGUAGCCAUCACCACAGACACUGAAAUUACAGACACCACAAAAACCUUUACCUCCACAACUAUAGAUAGAACUACUGCAACCAUAGGGAAAACAAACAAAGCAACCACAGUCACAAAUGGCGAAACCAGAGAUGCCACAACCAUAUCUGCAACAAUCACAGACAUUAUAUCCACAGCUACCCCAAGUACAUACACAAAAACCACAACUGAUAUAGCAACAGAAGUCACAGUAACUACUCUUCAAACCACAAACCAAACAAACCCUAUAGCCAACACCACAAGUCCUGCAAUUACAGACACUAAACCAACCAUCAUUGCAACAAUAGAUAGCACUGCUGCAACCAUAGCAAAAACAAACAAAGCCACCACAGUCACAACUGCUACAACAUCAGGUGCCACAAACACAAAAACCACAACAAUAAUUGAUACAUCCACAGACACUAUAUCCACAGCUGCCCCAACUGCAGCCUCAACAAUCGUAGCUGAUACAAUCACAGGUCUUCAGUCCACAAUCCAAACAAACCCGGUAGCCAUCACCACAGACACUGAAAUUACAGACACCACAAAAACCUUUACCUCCACAACUAUAGAUAGAACUACUGCAACCAUAGGGAAAACAAACAAAGCAACCACAGUCACAAAUGGCGAAACCAGAGAUGCCACAACCAUAUCUGCAAAAAUCACAGACAUUAUAUCCACAGCUACCCCAAGUACAUACACAAAAACCACAACUGAUACAACAACAGAAGUCACAGUAACUACUCUUCAAACCACAAACCAAACAAACCCUAUAGCCAACACCACAAGUACUGCAAUUACAGACACUAAACCAACCAUCAUUGCAACAAUAGAUAGCACUGCUGCAACCAUAGCAAAAACAAACAAAGCCACCACAGUCACAACUGCUACAACAUCAGGUGCCACAAAGACAGAAACCACAACAAUAAUUGAUACAUCCACAGACACUAUAUCCACAGCUGCCCCAACUGCAGCCUCAACAAUCGUAGCUGAUACAAUCACAGGUCUUCAGUCCACAAUCCAAACAAACCCAGUAGCCACCACCACAGACACUGAAAGUACAGACACUACAAAUACUGCAAUUACAGACACUAAACAAACCAUCACUGCAACAAUAGAUAGCUCUGCUGCAACCAUAGCAAAAACAAACAAAGCCAACACAGUCACAACUGCUACAACAUCAGGUGCCACAAACACAGAAACCACAACAAUAAUUGAUACAUCCACAGACACUAUAUACACAGCUGCCCCAACUGCAGCCUCAACAAUCGUUACUGAUACAAUCACAGGUCUUCAGUCCACAAUCCAAACAAACACUGUAGCCAUCACCACAGACACUGAAAUUACAGACACCACAAAAACCUUUAUAGCCACCACCAGAGAUGCCACAAUCAUAACUGCAACAAUCACAGACAUUGUAUCCACAGCUACCACAACUACAUCCACAGAAACCACAACUGAUACAGCAACAGACGUCACAUUAACUACUCUUCAAACCACAUACCAAACAAACCCUAUAGCCAACACCACAAAUACUGCAAUUGCAGACACUAAACAAACCAUCAUUGCAACAAUAGAUAGCACUGCUGCAACCAUAGCAAAGACAAACAAAGCCACCACAGUCACAACUGCUACAACAUCAGGGGCCACAAACACAGAAACCACAACAAUAAUUGAUACAUCCACAGACACUAUAUCCACAGCUGCCCCAACUGCAGCCUCAACAAUCGUAGCUGAUACAAUCACAGGUCUUCAGUCCACAAUCCAAACAAACCCUGUAGCCAUCACCACAGACACUGAAAGUACAGACACCACAAAUACUGCAAUUACAGACACUAAACAAACCAUCAUUGCAACAAUAGAUAGCACUGCUGCAACCAUAGCAAAAACAAACAAAGCCACCACCGUCACAACUGCUACAACAUCAGGUGCCACAAACACAGAAACCACAACAAUAAUUGAUACAUCCACAGACACUAUAUCCACAGCUGCCCCAACUGCAGCCUCAACAAUCGUAGCUGAUACAAUCACAGGUCUUCAGUCCACAAUCCAAACAAACCCGGUAGCCAUCACCACAGACACUGAAAUUACAAACACCACAAAUACUGCAAUUACAGACACUAAACAAACCAUCACUGCAACAAUAGAUAGCUCUGCUGCAACCAUAGCAAAAACAAACAAAGCAACCACAGUCACAACUGCUACAACAUCAGGUGCCACAAACACAGAAACCACAACAAUAAUUGAUACAUCCACAGACACUAUAUACACAGCUGCCCCAACUGCAGCCUCAACAAUUGUUACUGAUACAAUCACAGGUCUUCAGUCCACAAUCCAAACAAACACUGUAGCCAUCACCACAGACACUGAAAUUACAGACAGCACAAAAACCUUUAUAGCCACAACCAGAGAUGCCACAAUCAUAUCUGCAACAAUCACAGACAUUAUAUCCACAGCUACCAUAACUACAUCCACAGAAACCACAACUGAUACAGCAACAGACGUCACAUUAACUACUCUUCAAACCACAUACCAAACAAACCCUAUAGCCAACACCACAAAUACUGCAAUUGCAGACACUAAACAAACCAUCAUUGCAACAAUAGAUAGCACUGCUGCAACCAUAGCAAAAACAAACAAAGCCACCACAGUCACAACUGCUACAACAUCAGGUGCCACAAAGACAGAAACCACAACAAUAAUUGAUACAUCCACAGACACUAUAUCCACAGCUGCCCCAACUGCAGCCUCAACAAUCGUAGCUGAUACAAUCACAGGUCUUCAGUCCACAAUCCAAACAAACCCUGUAGCCAUCACCACAGACACUGAAAUUACAGACACCACAAAAAGCGUUACCGCCACAACUAUAGAUAGAACUACUGCAACCAUAGGGAAAACAAAUAAAGCAAACACAGUCACAAAUGGCACAACCAGAGAUGCCACAACCAUAUCUGCAACAAUCACAGACAUUAUAUCCACAGCUACCCCAACUACAUCCACAAAAACCACAACUGAUACAGCAACAGAAGUCACAGUAACUACUCUUCAAACCACAAACCAAACAAACCCUACAGCCAUCACCACAGACACUGAAAGUACAGACACCACAAAUACUGCAAUUACAGACACUAAACAAACCAUCACUGCAACAAUAGAUAGCUCUGCUGCAACCAUAGCAAAAACAAACAAAGCCACCACAUUCACAACUGCUACAACAUCAGGUGUCACAAAGACAGAAACCACAACAAUAAUUGAUACAUCCACAGACACUAUAUCCACAGCUGCCCCAAAUGCAGCCUCAAAAAUCAUAGCUGAUACAAACACAGGUCUUCAGUCCACAAUCCAAACAAACCCUGUAGCCAUCACCACAGACACUGAAAGUACAGACACCACAAACACUGCAAUUACAGACACUAAACAAACCAUCACUGCAACAAUAGAUAGCACUGCUGCAACCAUAGCAAAAACAAACAAAGCCACCACAUUCACAACUGCUACAACAUCAGGUGCCACAAACACAGAAACCACAACAAUAAUUGAUACAUCCACAGACAUCCAAACAAACCCUGUAGCCAUCACCACAGACACUGAAAUUACAGACACCACAAAAACCUUUACUGCCACAACUAUAGAUAGAACUACUGUAACCAUAGGGAAAACAAAUAAAGCAACCACAGUCACAAAUGUAGCAACCAGAGAUGCCACAACCAUAUCUGCAACAAUCACAGACAUUGUAUCCACAGCUGCCCCAACUUCAUCCACAAAAACCACAACUGAUACAGCAACAGAAGUCACAGUAACUACUCUUCAAACCACAAACCAAACAAACCCUAUAGCCAACACCACAAAUACUGCAAUUACAGACACUAAACCAACCAUCAUUGCAACAAUAGAUAGCACUGCUGCAACCAUAGCAAAAACAAACAAAGCCACCACAGUCACAACUGCUACAACAUCAGGUGCCACAAACACAGAAACCACAACAAUAAUUGAUACAUCCACAGACACUAUAUCCACAGCUGCCCCAACUGCAGCCUCAACAAUCGUAGCUGAUACAAUUACAGGUCUUCAGUCCACAAUCCAAACAAACCCUGUAGCCAUCACCACAGACACUGAAAGUACAGACACCACAAAUACUGCAAUUUCAGACACUAAACAAACCAUCACUGCAACAAUAGAUAGCUCUGCUGCAACCAUACCAAAAACAAACAAAGCCACCACAUUCACAACUGCUACAACAUCAGGUGCCACAAAGACAGAAACCACAACAAUAAUUGAUACACCCACCGACACUAUAUCCACAGCUGCCCCAACUGCAGCCUCAACAAUCGUAGCUGAUACAAUCACAGGUCUUCAGUCCACAAUCCAAACAAACCCUGUAGCCAUCACCAUAGACACUGAACGUACAGACACCACAAAUACUGCAAUUACAGACACUAAACAAACCAUCACUGCAACAAUAGAUAGCACUGCUGCAACCAUACUAAAAACAAACAAAGCCACCACAUUCACAACUGCUACAACAUCAGGUGCCAAAAACACAGAAACCACAACAAUAAUUGAUACAUCCACAGACCCUAUAUCCACAGCUGCCCCAACUGCAGCCUCAACAAUCGUAGCUGAUACAAUCACAGUUCUUCAGUCCAAAAUCCAAACAAACUCUGUAGCCAUCACCAUAGACACUGAAAUUACAGACACCACAAAAACCUUUACUGCAACAACUGUAGAUAGAACCACUGUAACCAUAGGGAAAACAAAUAAUGCAACCACAGUCACAAAUGGAGCAACCAGAGAUGCCACAACCAUAUCUGCAACAAUAACAGACAUUAUAUCCACAGCUACCCCAACUACAUCCACAAAAACCACAACUGAUACAGCAACAGAAGUCACAGUAACUACUCUUCAAACCACAAACCAAACAAACCCUAUAGCCAACACCACAAAUACUGCAAUUACAGCCACUAAACAAACCAUCAUUGCAACAAUCGAUAGCUCUGCUGCAACCAUAGCAAAAACAAACAAAGCCACCACAUUCACAACUGCUACAACAUCAGAUGCCACAUACACAGACUACACAAAAGUAACUGACACAUUCACAGCUGUCCCAGUUUCAGCCUCAACAAUCACAGCUUAUAUGACAGCCUCAGCCAUCGCACGUGAUACAACCACAGCCCUUCAAUUGGUAUCCAGAGAAAAACCUGUAGCCAACACCACAGAAAUUGCAAUUACAGACACCACAAAAACUACCAACGGCACAACCAUCGAUAGAACUACUGCAACCAUAGCCAAAACAAACAAACCAAACACGGUCACAGCUGUUAUGACAUUGGAUGCCACAGACACCAAAAUCACAACUGAUACAUCCACAAACACUAAAGAAACCAUCAUCGCAACAAAAUAUAGCACUACUGCAACCAAAGCAAAAACAAACAAAGCCACUACAGUCACAACUGCUACAUCAGGUGCCACAAGCACAGAAACCACAACAAUAAUUGAUAAAUCCACAGACACUAUAUCCACAGCUGCCCCAAAUGCAGCCUCAACAAUCGUAGCUGACACAAUCACAGGUAUUCAGUCCACAAUCCAAACAAACCCUGUAGCCAUCACCACAGACACUGAAAUUACAGACACCACAAAUACUGCAAUUACAGACACCACAAAAACCUUUACUGCCACAAGUAUAGAUAGAACUACUACAAUUAUGGGGAAAACAAAAGAAACAACCACAGUCACAAAUGGAACAACCAGAGAUGCCACAAAUAUAUCUGCAACAUUGACAGACAUAUCCACAGCUACCCCAACUUCAUCCACAAAAAUCACAACUGAUACAGCAACAGAAGUCACAACCAGAACAUUUCAAUCCACACCCCAAACAAACCCUGUAGCCAACACCACAGACACUGAAAUGAGACACAACACAAAAACCAUCACUGCCACCACUAUAGAUAGCACUAAUGCAACCAGAGGGAAAACAACAGGAACCACAAGAGAUUCCACAACCAUAUCUGCAACAAUCACAGACAUUAUAUCCACAGCUGCCCCAACUACAUCCACAAAAAUCACAACUGAUACAACAACAGAAGUCACAGCCACUACUCUUCAAACCACAAACCAAACAAACGCUGUAGCCAACACCACAAACACUGCAAUUAACGACACUAAACAAACCAUCAUUGCAACAAUAGAUAGCACUGCUGCAACCAUAGCAAAAACAAACAAAGCCACCACAGUCACAACUGCUACAACAACAGGUGCCACAUACACAGACAACACAAAAGUAACAGACACAGCCACAGACACCAUAUUCACAGCUGUCCCAGCUUCAGCCUCAACAAUCACAGCUAAUAUGACAGCCUCAGCAAUCAAAGGUGAUACAACCACAGCCCUUGCAACAAACACAGACACCACAAUCAUGAGUGUUAACUCAACAGACACUAUUACCAUGGCUGCUCCAACAACAGCCUCAAAAAUCACAAUUAGUACAACCACAAUUAUCACAACCACACCUUUCCAAAACACAACUUCUGCGGUCAUGGAAAAUAAAACCACAGAAACUGCAACUACAGACACCAUACAAACCACAGCUAACACUACUCUAAGUAUAACCAAAACAAACAAAGCCACUACAGUCAAAACUGCUAUAUCCACAGACACCACAAACACAAAUUUUACAAAUAAAAUCACAGCAACCACAUACACUACAACUGACAACACCACAACUGCUGAAACCACAGCAGCCAAAACCACAUUGACCAGAAUCAAAACUGAUACAAGCACUGACACCAUACCCACUACUACACUACCUAAAACUGACAGAGACACUACAAGUACAAGUCUUCAAACCACAGCAAAUGCAACCACAAUCUUUACAACCUCAAACACCACAACUACAAAUUCUAUACCCACUGCUUUCCAAACUACAGCCACAACAAUUACAACUGAUAGAAACAUUACAAAAGCUCUCCGAACAACAAUCAAUCUCACCAACACCACUGAUGCAACAACUACAGACACCUCGACAAACAUUGUCACCACAACUAUAGAGAGCUCUACUAGAACCACAGCCACUGCAAACACCACCACACUCACAAGAGCACCAAACCAAGACACACGUGUCCUUGGGUACUCAAUGAAAAUAAACAGUGAAUUUGACAUUGCACUCACCAAUAAAACAAGUGAAACCUUCAAAAAACUUAAAGCAACAAUUGAGAAAUCGAUUGAUGAAAGUUACAGAAGCUUGCCUGCCUAUAAGCCCAACUCUGCAAGUGUGAAUGGUUUCAGGCCUGGCAGUGUAAUUGCAGACUUCGAGGUUAAUGCAACUAGCGAUAACCUUAAUUUGGCAUCGGCAAACCAACAACUUGCUAGCAAUCUCCGUUCACUGGGAUACAACAUAAGCAAUGAUGCAUUCAGUCAAAGUGUGGCAGAUGGGCUAUAUAAAAGUCAAGACCAAAUAUAUCCUGGGCAAAAUAUGAUACUGACUUGUAACACAACAACAAAUAACAACAUUAAUUGGACGAAGAAUGGAAUUGAACUAAAGGAGUCUGACAGAUAUACAAUUGAUCAGAAUGUACUCACUGUGAAAAAUACCACUCCUGAGGAUAGUGGUACGUAAAAAAAAGUCACUGCAGUAUCUAGUAAAC